Messenger RNA from Nematolebias whitei (Rio pearlfish), 1591 nucleotides. RefSeq names its product carboxyl-terminal PDZ ligand of neuronal nitric oxide synthase protein. NCBI's taxonomy places the organism in Eukaryota, Metazoa, Chordata, Actinopteri, Cyprinodontiformes, Rivulidae. Gene Ontology annotation, molecular function: nitric-oxide synthase binding. The record is from RefSeq and is a predicted model, not a curated record. The transcript has 11 exons. Bases 1 to 1377 code for a protein of 458 amino acids.
AUGGAUAUUUACUACCACUCAAUUAGGAGAGUGGAGAAAAAAGCUAAUAAUUCUAGAUACGUGGGGAGUAUUGACGUGCCCAGACCCAACAGUCGGAUGGAGAUCGUGGCAGCUAUGAGGAGAAUCAGGUAUGAAUUCAAAGCCAAGAACAUCAAGAAGAAGAAGGUCAGCAUCGUGGUGUCUGUUGAUGGAGUCAAGGUGUCGCUCAGGAAAAAGCAGAAGAGAAAAGAAUGGACGUGGGAUGAGAGCAAAAUGUUGAUCAUGCAUGAUCCAAUAUACAGGAUCUUCUACGUAUCUCAUGACUCCCAGGACUUGAAGGUCUUCAGCUACAUUGCAAGAGACGGCUCAAACAAUUCUUUCAGAUGUAACGUCUUCAAAUCUAAAAAGAAGACGCAGGCCAUGCGUAUCGUGCGGACAGUAGGGCAGGCGUUUGAGGUGUGCCAUAAGCUCAGUUUGCAGCACGCCGAGCAGGACGUUGAUGGACGGGCGGACGGAGAGAGCGACAAGUCCACAGAGGAGCCCGGAAGUCGUGGUCGUAAACUAACUGGAGCAGAAGGAGAAGAUGACGAUGGAGCAACACGUGGAGGAGAGGAUGCUUUGGUUGGUGCUUCACAGUGUGAGAAGGUGGUCAGUGAGGUUCUGCAGAGCUUGGCUGAGCUGAACGUUGUCAAACCCGGACAGACCAUCAUGGAUUUCGAUCGAAGGUCGGUCUUCACUGUGACAUCCCAAGGCAUCACUCCCAGCAGCCCUUGCUCCGCAGCUCUCACCCCGCUGGCAUCGCAGCACUACCUGCAGCUCCUUCAGCAGCAGCUGCAACAGCAGCAGCAGCACACGCAAGUGGCCGUGGCACAGGUGCAGCUGCUGAAGGACCAGAUGGCGGCAGAGACAGCUGCUCGAAUGGAGGCUCAGGCUCGGAUCCACCAGCUGCUGCUGCAGAACAGGGACCUGCUGCAGCACCUGGCCAUGCUUGUGCAGCAGCUGAAGGAGAUGGAGGCCCGCUCCGUUCAGACGGCACCAGCAGAACAAGAGACCCAAGCUAACGGCCUCAAUGGUCCAGAGUCGGGCAGCAGCUCUGCAUCAGCAAAAUCCCUCUCCUUGAAUCUGAAGAAGCACUACGAUCAGACCCUGGAGCAGCUCCCCGCCUCCACUCCUGCAUGGCCCCUCCGUACCUCAGCCUGUGCAGAGUCCUACCUCAAUUUGUUGAACCUGGAGAACAGAACAAAACCAGCAGCCCUCACUGACCUGGACCCUUUCAUCAGGACCAACGGCACCGUGGACAGCAAGGAGAACUCCCAUGUCCAGUUCCCGUCGAGAAACUCCACCAGCUUAGACGAGAGGUGUGAAGACCCGUUCCUGCUCCUCCUCUUCCUCCUCUAACCCUACCUCCCAUCCCUCAUCAGUUUGUAAUCUGAGCUCACACAAUCUGAACCCCAGCCAGCAGCCUUUAACCCCAUCAGCUCAUGUCUUCCAUAGCUCUAUCCCCAUGUUUGCCCCACUUCUCCUUCACCAGCCUGCCUCUCCCCAGGAACUCGGGGAGCUCGCUUCCACUGCCCCCUUCUUCUUCUCCUCUUCUACCUUCUCUCCUCUUCUC